Scatophagus argus is the source of this 1502-nucleotide messenger RNA. RefSeq names its product serine/threonine/tyrosine interacting-like 1 (gene styxl1). Gene Ontology annotation, cellular component: mitochondrion. Gene Ontology annotation, molecular function: protein tyrosine/serine/threonine phosphatase activity; pseudophosphatase activity; protein phosphatase inhibitor activity. The transcript is spliced from 8 exons. The record is from RefSeq and is a predicted model, not a curated record. Bases 165 to 1058 code for a protein of 297 amino acids. NCBI's taxonomy places the organism in Eukaryota, Metazoa, Chordata, Actinopteri, Scatophagidae. Gene Ontology annotation, biological process: protein dephosphorylation; negative regulation of cytoplasmic stress granule assembly; positive regulation of intrinsic apoptotic signaling pathway.
UGAGGGGAGAGGCUGAGUUGCUUAGCAACAGAACCCAUACAAACAAAUGUGCCCUUUGAAAACAGCUUAGUUAGACAAGGUGCUCAUUCAAGCUAAUUUUAAUGUUCAUCAACUUUUAAUUUAUUUUUCUAUUUAAUUGUUUCACUGUCAUUUUUUUUCCUGCAAUGGCUGAACUUGUGAUGUGUGAGCCAUUUGAGCUCUACAACCUCCUCAAUCAGCGCAGCUGUGUGUCCAGGCUGGCAGAGAUAAACUACCUCUGCCUGAUUGAUGCUCGUGAAACCCAAGAUUACAGAAUGAACCACAUCAUAACAGCUAAAAAUGGCAAAUUGGAUUCAGAGGGCAGAUUCCUCCUGCCGGAGGCUGUGGAGGUGGACAGUAUGCGACACGUGGUGGUCUAUGACAGCAACACAAGCUGUUUAGAGGAACACGGCAGAGCAGCUGAGUGUGCCCAGGUCCUUGCUGAAGCCAGCCUCUACCCAGUCCAGAUAGUGAGAGGAGGCUUCCAGAGGUUCUCGGCUCUGUAUCCUUUUUUAAGGACUGAGAAAAUCAUCUACACCAUCACGGAGCUGGAAAAUCUGAAGACUUAUCCAGUGGAGGUCUUAGCAGGACUGCUGUAUAUGGGUGACCAGAAACAAGGCACAGACUCCAGCGUCCUCAAAGACCUGAAAAUCAGCUCUGUAAUCAGCAUCUCACAGAGUGGCCCUCUGGAAUCUCGAUCCAUAACGGGGAACCAGACCAUCCUUAACAUUCCUGUGGCCGACUCAGAGGUGCCUGAUUUAUACUCGUGUUUUGAAAGGAUUUGUGGUUUUAUUGGUACACAACUCAACAUGGGCUCUCGCGUCCUGAUAGUUUCCAGGCAGGGCAGAAGCCGCUGCAGUGCUGCAACCAUCGCCUUUCUCAUGCACCACCUCAAAUACACACUGGAGGAGGCCUGGAAGUGCGUGCUCAAAUGUAAAUCCAACACGAGGCCCAACAGGGUGUUUCUACAGCAGCUGUCUGACUGGGAGCUUCACACUGUGGGAACAAAAGUGACUGAUAUCUCCGAUCCUUAUUUUUGAAAAGUGAAGCAGCUAAUUCAGUUUCAUUUUACGCAAUAAGGAUGGAACAAAAGCAAAACUGAUAUUCUGUUUUGAAAGUUAUUGUUUGCAGCAGUGAUGAUCUGAGGAUUUGAUGUGGUAAAUUUGUGCAGAGGACAGAAAGGUGGACGUCUCUUCCUUUUGUCCUCUAAGAGACAUAUCACUGAGGGGGUGGGCUGCAGCUCUCCCGGGCUAAGGGAAUUUCAACUUUAAUCUCAGCCUAUUCAGACUUAUAUGUGCAAUACAAUUUGUUUUUUUCCUUCAUUUCAAAAUGGCUCUUCAGUAAUAUACAAUAAAGUAACUAAACGUGAGGAAACAAGAAAUAAAGUGCACAGAGCCACCAGUUCGUGUUUUGGGGUUUAUGUUACUGUUUUGUAUGCAUUUUAUCUGGUUUUGAAUUAGUAAAUAAUGUCAUCUGUGAGUAGA